AUGAUCAUUCGUGUACAAUCUCCGGACGGAAUAAAAAGGAUAGAACUGCCAGAAACUGAUAGCUAUGAUAAAUUUUUAAGCUUAGUGUGUGAAAAGUUCGGCAUUGGCCGAAAUGAUAGUUGGUGCCUUUCGCGAUCUCAUAGCCAGUCUGAACGUCUAAAUGCCAGCCUGAAUACACGUUUAGCAAAAUUAGGUUUAAAACACGGGGAUCUUCUCUUCCUCUUGGAUCACCACGGAAGUGGUGGCGAAGAAACUGCUAAUAAAGACCAACAAAGUGAUUCCAGCUCUCAUAUUAAUCCUAAUAAUUGGUCUACCUGUGGACCGCUAGUAGAAGAUAAAGUUGACCAAGAAAUGGCUAAAAUGGAUGGUCGUAUUCACCGUAAAAGAAAUGAACAAUUAUGUCACCAUCCCUUAUCUGGGCAAUGUAUCCACUGUGUUCCCCUUGAGCCUUUUGAUUCAGCCUAUUUGGAACAUUUAGAUCCUCCAGUGAAAUUUAUGUCAUUUCAUGCAUAUCUACGUAAAUUAACUGGUGGUCAGAGCAAAGGAAAAUUUUCAUCUUUGGAAAAUUUAAGUUGUCAUAUUCGUCCCGGUUGUCGUGAUCAUCCUCCAUGGCCUAAUGGAAUUUGUACUAAAUGUCAACCGAAUCCAGUAACUUUAGAAAUUCAGCCAUAUCGUCAUGUAGAUUUUGUACAAUUUGAAAAUCCACAAUUAAUGAAUACAUUUUUGGAUUAUUGGCGACAAACGAGUUGUCAACGUAUUGGUAUUAUGCUUGGCCGAUAUGCUCAUUUCAAUGCACCAGGUUCACCUCCAUUAGCAAUAAAAGCAGUUGUAGCUGUAAUUUAUGAACCAGCUCAAGAAUCCACACCGAAAUCAGUAAAAUUAAUCGGUCCACUCGACAAUGUUUUACCAAAACAUGUCAUGGAAGUUGCUAAACGAAUUGGUCUACAGCCAGUUGGUUGGAUAUUUACUGAUUUAGUCGCUCAAAACUCAAAUGGUAAUGGUGUUGUCAAACAUUUUCGUGGUACUGUGGAUACUUUCUUUUUAAGUGCUGAAGAAUGUGUCACUGCUGCUCAUCUACAAAAUCUUCAUCCAAAUAUUUGUCGUCUAAGUCCUGAUGGAUGUUUUGGUUCCAAAUUUACCACGGUUGUUGUCACUGGUGAUGCAUCGAAUCAUAUACAUUUUGAAGCUUAUCAAGUUAGUAAUCAAGCUAUGGCGUUAGUGAAAGAUAAUAUUCUUGUGCCAACAUAUGAUGCACCUGAGUUAGGUUAUGUAAAAGAAACUACAAAAGAACAAUUCGUUCCAGAGGUGUUUUAUGCGACCAAGGAUAAAUAUGGUAAUCGUGUUACACGUGUAGCUCGUCCUUUACCAGUUGAGUUUCUCUUAACAAAUAUGCCAACAGCUUUUCCAAUUGAACCAUUUUAUACAAUGGCUAAAUUUCCUAAUGAUUUUCCAGCUGAUUUUCAAUUUCCAAUUGAGAAUCGUGAGUGUCUAGGUCAAAUUCAAGAUAUUCCGAGUUUUGCUCGUGUACUUCAUAAAUUUGGAGUUGAUCAAAUUCAUACAUGUUUGACUAAUUUCCAUAUACUUGCAUGGUUAGUUAACAAUGAUACACUUGGUUUACAAAUUUUCAACUCUGAAGGUAAAUUAAAUGAAGAUCCAUAUGGAAUCGUUGGUUUAUUGGAUGCGAUUGCUUUACGUUGUUCUAAUAAUAAUAAUAAUGAUUCGAUAAAACAAUAUGAAUUAGGUGUUAAGAAAUGGGCUAGUGAAUCACCAAUUUGGGCUACUGUACAAGAGUUGGCUAAUGCAGUUGUUUCCGAUAUGCCACCUAGUCCUCCAUUGCCUACUCAAUCAGAUUCCUAUCGCUCUGCACUCAGUAGUUCUAGUGUUUCUUUAGGAGUUGGUCCAACAUCAGUACCUAAAUCAACUUGGUCAUCUCAAACAACAACACCAUCGGGGAUAACAGAACAAAGAAAUUCAGAAUCUAGUCACUGGGCCUGCUCUCACUGUACUUUUCAUAAUAGUCCUGAUACUGAUGAAUGCGAAAUGUGUCGCCUGCCUCGACGUGGAUAA
Messenger RNA from Schistosoma curassoni, 2067 nucleotides. NCBI's taxonomy places the organism in Eukaryota, Metazoa, Platyhelminthes, Trematoda, Strigeidida, Schistosomatidae. The record is from the annotation of a GenBank genome assembly.